AAUAUCAGUGUUGUCUAUGGCUUCUUAUAAGUGGUUCGCGCAGUAGAAAGUGCUCUAUUUGUAAAUAUUGUUAAACUGUAAAUAUUAGAAGAAAAAAAGUGUUUAUACAGCAAGUUUUGGUUUUUAAUAUUUAUUUAAGUGUUUUAUGGAUUUUAUUUGUCAUCUGGGACAAAACUAAGCCCUUGCAGGGUUAUCACCAUGGUGGUGGAAGCCAAUCCUAUUGGUGAUGCUCACUCAGAUGAGCGAGUCCACGGCGCGUCUCUACGUCCACGAGCAGGCGGCGAUGUGAUUCCAGAACGUUCCGUGAGCACCCUCGGCCUGAACAUGUCAUAUUCAGCGCCCUCUAACUUAGUGCUCACCCCGGCACCCGAGUGUCGCAAACUGUCCCGGGGUAUAUCAAGGGCAACAGAUAACGAAGGGCUGGUGUGGGCGCUACGAAGCAAUACCGAGCCAGAACCGAACACACUGACCUCCGAUCACAUACUCCUACUGCCGGAUAUAUCGGUAUAUCCGCCAGAUUUUAGGAUAUUUAUCGAAAAAGAUUUACUCGAAACAGCGACACUGGUAACACUAGAAUCAGCCGGUAUAUUAAACUGGUGGCGCCACGGUCGGGUCCCGGGGGCUCCCCGCUUGUUGCCGCUAGCGACAUCUGGCGAUGGGAAUUGUUUGCCGCAUGCGGCUUCUUUAGCUGCUUACGGGUUCCAUGAUAGAUUGCUGGCACUACGAACGAAGGUGCAAGCGUUGUUAUCUGGGGAAGGUGGUGAUGCUCUUACAAGAGCGAUAAAGCGGCGCUGGCGCUGGUCGGAGUCGGCGGCGCUGCGCUCGGCGGGGCUGACGCCGUCGGAGGCGGAGUGGGAGCGCGAGUGGGCGGACGCCGUGCGCGCCGCGUCCGCCGAGCCGCGGCCGCGCCCGCAGCCCGCCGCCGCGCCGCACUACGCCGGCCUGGAGCAGCUGCACGUGCUGGCGCUGGCGCACGUCAUGCGCCGCCCCGUCGUCGUCUUCGCGGACGUGGCGCUCCGGGAUUUCCGCGGGGACCCGAUAGCACCGAUCCCAUUCGGGGGCAUAUACCUGCCCUUGGAGUUAGAACCAGAAAUAUGCAGUAAAGCUCCAAUCUUGCUAGCUUAUGACGCUGGACACUUUUCAGCGCUAGUACCUUGUGAACCACUGCCCACUGAUGGAGCUAGAGUUCCACUAGAAGACCAGGCUGGAAACCCUAUGCCUAUACGCUUCAGCGUGGAUCCAGGCGAAGAUUUCAGAUGGGACAUCCAACCGGAACAGAGAACUAUAAACAAUCUCAUACCAGAUGAAUACCAAAGAUCGGCCAUGUUAUCCGCUUAUUUAGAUUUGGAGAACGUCGAGUGCCUCUCCCAAACCCCUCCACCGGAAGAAUUGAGAAGAUCUCUAGACGCGUUGUCCACAAAAAGUUCUAAACAGCUUAAUUCGGUUGCGAAACAGUUUGGGAGUAUUGGAAGGUCGAUGAGUAGUAAAUUGAAGAAGAACUUUGGGUCGGUGGCUAAGCUGGGCAGGAGUGGGAGUCAGAGUAACCCCGAGGAAGGGGCCCGUGGAGGGGGCAGUACGUGUGUGGUGCUUUGUUGUCGAGUGGCGGCCGCCCGAGCUCCAGUACAGGAAGAGAUGGUGAAAAACUACCUUAAUGAGGCUUGGAUAGGAUUCACAGCGGAAAAGAAUAGAAAAGAAGAAAACCGGACCGCGCCAACACAACCACGAUACGGUACCGGCCGUUCCCAAUUCUAUGCAGAAGCUGACCGGGCGGCCCACGAAGUGGCCAGAACGCUCACCACAAGAUCAGUGAAACCUGCACAGGAUCGAACCUUGUACCUUUCAAAAUCAACGUUCUAUGACGACCGCCCCCCCUCCCCUAAGCCCUGCCGCGCCCCCCUCUGUUUGUACUACGGUAGCCCGGCAAAUAAUGACUACUGUUCAAGAUGUGCAAAGUUACAGUAAGUGCUUCCGACUAAUAUAGUGGCUACUUAAUUAGUUUGCGUGACGAACUUAAUUAACUUUGGUACGUGUUAAGUUAUGCGUAUUAAUUUUUUAUUUUUUGUAAACGAAACUGAUUUCAAUCAGACAUGUCCUUUUAUAACGAAAAUGUUACAGACGUGCUUUUGUUCUUAGUGUAUACAUCUGUUUUUUACAGUCCGAAAUACUUUUAUAAGUUUAAACCUUCCCAAUAUCAAAUAUGUCCAAAAAUUUAAUGAGUAUUGUUUCAUACAUUAAUUGGAAUCUUGUAAAAUACAAAAUUAAAAAAAAAACUAUUUGGUUUAAAAUUGCUUAAAAACUGAAACAUUUACUAUUGAACUUACAUGAUAUUAUGUAAUGCGGCUUUAAUCCUGUUUUCAACUCAAUUUAGUAAUUGUAUUACCUAUGAAAAGGUAAAAUAAAAAUAAUUGUCUAAUAUUAA
This is a messenger RNA of Melitaea cinxia (Glanville fritillary), 2419 nucleotides long. RefSeq names its product OTU domain-containing protein 7B-like. The record is from RefSeq and is a predicted model, not a curated record. The coding region runs from base 199 to 1962 and encodes 587 amino acids. The transcript is spliced from 9 exons. Gene Ontology annotation, cellular component: cytoplasm; nucleus. Gene Ontology annotation, molecular function: K63-linked polyubiquitin modification-dependent protein binding; DNA binding; zinc ion binding. Lineage: Eukaryota; Metazoa; Arthropoda; Insecta; Lepidoptera; Nymphalidae. Gene Ontology annotation, biological process: protein K63-linked deubiquitination; protein deubiquitination involved in ubiquitin-dependent protein catabolic process; protein K11-linked deubiquitination.